Messenger RNA from Stegostoma tigrinum, 8234 nucleotides. RefSeq names its product ADP-ribosylation factor-binding protein GGA1-like. Lineage: Eukaryota; Metazoa; Chordata; Chondrichthyes; Orectolobiformes; Stegostomatidae. The transcript is spliced from 17 exons. Gene Ontology annotation, molecular function: phosphatidylinositol binding; ubiquitin binding; small GTPase binding. The record is from RefSeq and is a predicted model, not a curated record. Gene Ontology annotation, biological process: vesicle-mediated transport; intracellular protein transport. Gene Ontology annotation, cellular component: trans-Golgi network. The coding region runs from base 821 to 2557 and encodes 578 amino acids.
CGAGAAGUGGUUCUCGGGGGAGAGGGAGAUGUUGGUGCUGACGCCGAGGAGAGGGGAGGGAGAGAGGGUUGGUGGUAGUGAGGAAGGAGGCCCGUCGUUCCAGGGAAGUGAGUGUUCCCCAGUCCCUGGGUUGUCGUACCGGCGAGGGGCUGUGGCGGAGGCUGCCCUGACCCUGUGUUGUGUGCUUGUAGCUGAGGGGUAAUUUGAGUUAAUUUUACUGUCGGAGUGGAUCUGAGGUAGUAAAUUGGGAAAAUGAGGAGAGGGAGGACGAGCGUGUGACCCAGUGGCCACCCCCCUUGAUGGCAACCCCGGUUCGUGGAGCUCCCUGGGCUGCAACGUUAUUCAAGGAAAAAUUGGCAUUAGCACAGUCGGGGACACAAUGUUGAAAUGUAGAUAGUGAGAAUCAGUUUGUGCCCAGGAAGCACCUCCACAAACAACUGUAUAUCAGAAUCUGUCUUAGUGAUGUUGGCUGAAUGCUAAAUGUUGGUCAGGGCACUGAGGAGGUGUCUGUGUUCAAAUGUGUCCAUCUGACAUUGUCCUUCCAACAGUACAAUAUUGCCUCAGUACUGCCCGGAUUGUCAGCCUGCAUUAUGAGCUCCAGCCUCUCAAGUAGAACUUCAACACACCACCUUCUUAACCUCGAGAUAAAGCGACAAACCCGCUGAACUCAGAAGAGAAAUGGGAAUACAUCAAAGGAUUCUCCGAUCAGGUCAAUCUGGAACUGGAAGGCCCACAGAUUGCAACUCGCCUUUUGGGUCACAAAAUCCAAUCACCACAAGAAAGGGAGGCACUAUAUGCACUAACGGUAUUGGAGACCUGUAUGAAUAACUGCGGCAAACGCUUUCAGAAUGAAGCUGGGAAGUAUCGAUUUUUAAAUGAUCUAAUUAAAGUCUUAUCACCAAAGUACUUGGGCACGUGGUCCUCUGAAAAAGUGAAGGCCAAGAUAAUAGAAAUGUUGUACAGUUGGACAUUGUGGCUGCCAAGCGAAAUAAAAAUCAGAGAUGCCUACCAGAUGCUGAAGAAGCAAGGUGUUAUAAAGAAGGAUCCUAAAUUACCAAAUGUGAAACCUUUCCCACCACCUUCUCCGAGAAUGGAGAGCUCACUUUUUGAUGACGAAGAGAAAUCGAAGCUCCUUGCAAGACUUCUCAAAAGUAACAACCCAGAGGAUUUGCAGGCUGCCAACAGACUCAUAAAGAAUGUCAUCAAAGAGGACCAAGAGAAGACUGAGAAAAUCACCAAAAGGAUACAUGCCAUUGAGGAAGUGCAAAACAAUACAAAGCUACUGAAUGAGAUGCUGAGCCUGUACCAGAAAGGCAGUUUACCCAAAGACCAGAUGGAAAUACUAAAGGGCUUGUAUCAACGCUGUGAGAAACUGCGGCCAACACUAUUUCGACUCGCAAGUGACACCAUAGAUAACGAUGAAGCUCUGGUGGAAAUUCUACAAGCCAAUGAUUCACUCACCCUUGUGGUCAACUUGUAUAAGAAGAUAGUGGAGGGACGUGAAGAGGACAAAAUACCCUCAAAAGAAUCAGCUUCCACAGCUGAUACCAUGCUGGCAGAUUUAACUGAUUUGGAAUCCAACUUUAUGAGUUCUGCUACCAUCUCAAAUCUGGACUCCAAGAAGCAACUGCCCUCCUGGCUUGAUGAAGAGCUCAUGUCUUUGGGCUUGAACGAUCCUCCAACGAUUCAGCAAGUGCGGGGAUCCGUGAAUAGGAACACAUCUGAGGAAGUGACUACAUCUGAAACAGUACCAAACCCCAGAACCAAUGGCAGCAGAGGCCUGGCUGGCCUAGACUUGCUGGGGAAGACAGUGAUGGAACAAAGUCUUGGGCCCCGAGUGUCAACUAUUCGAUGGGACCAGCCACAAGUGAAACCCACAUUGAAUGAGCUUCAGAACCAGUCCCUGACCCACCAGCUGGCUGCAUCCAAGGAUUCCAGUUCACCUGCAACUUCAGCUCAAUUCACAACAACAGGUCUUCUCCCUCAAUGGACAAUGCCAUCUUCUGGAACAGCAGAACUCUGCCAGGACUCCCCCUCCCUGCCAAUCUGCACUGUGUCCGGUUCACCUACUCCACAGAUCCCAUCACCUGCCAGACCCCAGGAAGCUGGCUCAGAUGAACUGUCCUUGAAGAAUGUCUUUGUGCUUUUGGAGAACAUUAAAACAAGUAGUGUUCCACCCAUCACAGUUUUUGACAAAGGUGGUUUCCGAGUCCUAUUCCACUUUGCCAAAGCCCUUCCUGUGGAGAGGCCUGACCUUUUGGUUGUUGUCAUCACAUUGCUGAACUCCGCGCCAACGCCCAUAAAGAAUAUUACAUUCCAAGCUGCAGUGCCAAAGGUGAUGAAAUUGAAGCUGCAACCUGCCUCUGGCACAGAGCUCCCUGCAUUCAAUCCUAUCCUCUCGCCUCCUGUCAUCUCUCAAGUUAUGCUCCUUGCUAACCCCCAGAAGGAAAGGGUGCGCUUGCGUUACAAGCUACUCUACACCUUGGCUGAACAGCUCUUCACAGAAGUCGGGGAGGUCACAGAGUUCCCAGCCGUGGAAAUCUGGGGCAAUCUUUGAGGAGCGAAUGUGUCAAUGUGAAGGAUAACCAUGGAAGGUCCUGGGGACGCCACUACUGACUAUGAAGGCUCAUCACUGUUUUCAUAUCAAAAUUGCCACAGAAUUCCCUGGAAUUAUAUUGGAUUCCACUCUGAGAGUGAUUGACAAUUGUUGGAAUGAUUUUAUGUUUGCAAGGAAAUGUUGCAACUUUAGGCAUAUCCAGACACACGGUGGGGCUGGAAGGACCUUAUUUUUUUGCCAUGUUGGUCCUUGAUCACUUUUCGGUAGAAUUGGAGAAUGGAGCAGAUGCAGAAUCGUAGAAAUUAAUACCCAUGCUGUACAGGCAGGAAUUUAAUACCUGUCCCAACAUCAAGUUACAAUUGUUUUUCCCAUCCACAGUUACAUUACACAAUCAGCAUCAGCUAGCAGGGGGCACUUUGACCCGAACAAUUAUGGCAAGUAUCCCACCCUCACAUCAAAGGAAUGCUUUCCUUCCACAGAGAUAGACUUGACAUCCAACGUCAACAACUGGGAAUGUCCUCCUACUCCCAACUCCAGUUGUAUCUUUUUGAUCUAUGUGGUUAAACGGCACACCAUGUGCCAUUUAUUCAUUAUAUGUGGAGGGGACCCUGAUAUUAACCCUUGUUUCAAGUGAAUAUCUGCUGAGUACACAACCUGAUGUGAUAAGUUUUCACCCUACACCAUCAAUACUUAGGUCUGAAUUUCAACCCUGGAGCUUAGCUACGGUUUCCACGCCACCAGUGAGUUGCUGUUCCAUUUGAUUCUGUCCUGGGUUAUUCAACAGGCACUGAAUGGAAAAUGGAAGCUGUAGAAAUUUGCGCGGAUGUUAUUAUUUGAGGUGCUGGAGAAUUCCUGUUCCAUUAGUAGAUGUCACUAGUUUAUAAAACACUUAGAAUUCUCUUUUCAAAGCAAAUAAACUAAACUAAUAAAUUAGACUUUUAGACCCUGUUAUAAGAAAUAAAAUUGUCAAAUGAAACUUGCAAUAUAUAAAUUAAAAUUCAAUUAUGGGUGAAAGUAAACCACUAUCAUGCCCACUAAUUGCAGAAAGCUUCAAGCUCACCAGAGGACUUUGCGUGUUCCCUUUCCACGGACAAAUGGACGUGGACGUAAUCUCAGAAGUCACUCAGGCCUAAAAGUCCUCUCCACAGCCCACUGUCUGGAUCUAUCAAUGAUAGUUUGGCCAGCCCCAAGAGCAGACGCAUGAAGGGUCCCGCGAUCUGCACAACCCCUCUGUCCAUGGUGACCAAAGAUUAGGAGCAUGAGGCUAAAGUGUACCAAAAAUUCAAAAGCAGCCCUCAAGAUUUGAAAGAGGAACUGUAACCUGUGUACACAUGGAACAUCAAGGCAGUAGAAAAUACUGGCAACUUAGGUUUCUAUGAGUUAGCUUGAUAUCCUGUUAUGGGACUGCUCAUGCACCACCGUCCACACCCAUUUACUGCAAUCACUUGCACCCCAUGACAUGUAGACUUGACCUCAGCAGAAAUACAGCCACUGCCCAGGAGGUGAAGAGGAUGUAUUCUCUUAAUUUCCUGUUCUGAGGUCUUUGGCCCUUGGAUCCUUGGCAGUAAUUGUCACCAGAAAUUUGUCUGCUAUCCUUUAUGUGUAAUCCACCACAUGUCUGCAACUUUGGUAUGGAGAUAGAAGAAGCUAAUGCUGGGGAGAGGGUGGUUCAUAGGAACAAAAGCAGGUCAUACAAUCCCUCAAAUUUGUUCUGCAUCCUUGAGUCAUUUGUCUUUUUGUCCCAACGGUGAAUUAUCCAAUGUGAUGUAAUCAGUAUUUGCAACACAUUAUGUGACUAGGAUAAUUCAUCAUGUGACAGUGACACCUAGAGGUUUAAUUGUGUGCCUGUCUGCUUUUUUAUAAAUGUAGUGAAUAGAUAUCUAUUUGGACACUUGUGGCUUAAUUUUCUCUACUUGCAUUACACAAUGUACAGAAGAAAGUAACUCCCUUCCUAGUGCCUAACUGUCCACAGACAAUUGGCAGUUGUAGUCAGAAAACAAAGCUUAAGAGACUUCAUGCUGUUGAAAAUACCACGUGGAAAGUCUGCAUCGCCACCUCUGAGCUAAGAACCAGUUUAUAGCAAAAACAUGUUCUUGAAUAUUGUCAAAGUCUUAAAUGUUUAAGGAGGAAAAAAAAACUAGCCUUGAAAAUGUAAUCAAUGUACAUAUAUAUUUUUGUAAUUUUAGAAAAUGCAAUAAUGUAACUUUCAGGCUUUAUACCUGUGUAGGUUUGUGAGACAUUUUCAGCGACAAUACAAUCCAGAUUCUGUAAAAUCACAUGAAUGUAUAUACACUCCAUUUGAUAUUCAGAAGGUUGGAGCCUGGAAGGUGCUGUCAAGUACUAUAAUGUCCUCGUCUUUAUUGUACUUCUCAGCCUUGUCUCCGUGGAGUAUUCUCACUUCUGACUCAAAGUGUCAGCUCAAGUCCUACUCCUGAGAUUUGAGCCUAUAUCUGAGUUGACACACAAUCAAAGGUGCAUCUUUUAGAUGAGAUGUUAAAACUUGUUUGUCUGUAAUAGUGAUGGUAGAGGACAUGAUGGCACUAUUUCUCCCCACACAAACCCACUUGCUGAAACUUGGGCCAACCUUUUUUUCCCAAGUGAAUGUUACAAGAAGUGCAAUAAAAUUGAACUUUUCUCCAUACUUAGUGUUCUGAUCUGAGGUACCUGAAUGCAACUGCAACACUCCUGAUAUAUAUACCCCAUGUCAGGCACACAGCCUGAAUAGGAUGAAAUAGUUAGAAUUUAAUAAUAUAUUACAGAAAGUGCAACAGAAUUCAACUUUUUCAUAUAGUAUAUUCCACUCUAAGGAAUAAUACAUGUCAAUAAUCUUGAUAUUCACAGGGAGUCACAGUGCCACGUUCCUUGAGUUUGAUUCCAUUCUCGGGUGAUUGUGUAAACUUUGCACAUUCUCCCUGUGUCUGCGUGAGUUUCGUUGGGUGCUCUGGUUUCCUCAGUUGAUCAUGCUAAAUUGCCCACAGUGUCAAGGGAUGUGUAUGCUAGGUGGAUUAGCCAUGGGAAAUGCCGGGUGACAGGUAUAGUGUAGGUCUGGGAGAGAUGCUGUCCAGAGGAUCAGUGUGGACUCGAUGGGCCAAGUAGGCUGCUUCCACACUGUAGAGAUUCUGGAUUCAACGUUGAGUAAAAUCAUAUUAAAUCAUGAACUCUGCCCUCAUGUCUCAUUUUCUUAGUUCACAUUAACACCAAUCCUCGAUCUGCCUUUUUAAUACCAGUAGCAUUACUUUUGCCUUUUGUUCUGUGAUCUCCAAUCUCCAUUACCCUCUAACCUUCCCUCUGAUCCACUUGCUCUUUCCUGCCUUAUCUACAAUAUAAAAUACAUCAGUUUCCCAUUUAUUAGUUCUAAAGAUGAGUCAUAUUGUACUCAAAACUGUAACUCUUUACACAAAUGCUGCCAAAUCUGCUGAGUUUCUCCAGUGCUUACUGUUUAUAUUCCAUAUAAAGUUUUUUUUUAUAUCCAGAAGUGCACUUAAACAAAUGUAUCUAUAUAUGAGCAACAUUAUCAGCAUCUUUACUUUAUCAGUAAACUCAUGGCUUUCUGAUUGUACUCUCAAGUUUGCAUUCCUGCUUUAAAAAUAUUCAAGGCCACGGCUUCCCUCAUUUUUCAGGAGUCCCAAAUAAUUUUAAUGCUGUCAUGGAAAACUCCCAUCUCUAUUUUAGUUGGGUGACACUGAUUUUGAGACAGGCCAUGUUAGAUUCAUAGUUCUACAUUUUCCCUUAAGAAGAAACAACCUCUCCAAGUUUACUUUGUCAAUAUCUCUCGGGAUAUUUUAUAUUUCAAUAGAGUUGAUUCUUACUCUUCUAAAGUAAAGUGGAUAAAAGCCAAGCCUGUCCAACUUCAUAAGACAAACCUCUUGUUUCAGGUGUUAGUCUGGUAAACCUCUGAAGUGCCUCCAAAGGAUUUUCUUAAAUAAGGAGACCAACAACUUUGGAAUGUACUGUUUGCAAAAACCAAGUGAAACACAAUUCUUUUGCACUUGAAGAGCAGCAGGUUUCAGACAGCACAAAGUAGAAUCUUUCAGUGAGUCGAUGCUUAUCUUGGUUUGCAACCAUGGGAACAGAUUACAGAGCACAGGGUCUUUGUAAUGAACUACGACAAAUCUGUAUCUCUAUACCACCAGAGUGUCUGUUGAAAGUCUACUUUCAGUGAUGCAAUUUGUGAACUGCAUUGUAUACUAAUUAAGUGUAAUAGAUAAGGGAUUUACUUGAAAUCAGUAAGUGCAGAAACAGAGUGCCAUGCUCCUUCCUGAGCCCUGUAUGUUUAUAAAGUGUGGGAGGGUGACAAUCGUUAGGUUUCUGUUCUGAUGAUUGAUUACUACAAUUGGUUGUUAAAUUUAGCAAUGGCUAAACUGUUGCACUGGUUCAAUGUUUACAUUUGUUUCACAAUAAAUGUGAUUUUAUAAUGCAUUAGGUUUAUGAUCCCUCACAGAUGAGUGCAGUGAAUUGUUAUAAUGAAUAGCUUUACGCUGAAUGUGUAACAGUGUGUUAUAAUUGAGAUCCUUAGAAAAACGCCUCUCCUUCAUUUGGCUUCUUUAUUGCUACCACACUGAUAUCUGUGCCUUAAGCUGUACAGCCUUUGCAAACUGUAGUAAAUUGGAAUUGAUUUGCAAGCUUUACUGGAGCUAUGACUAAGUAUUAACAGUGAUGAGCCCUUUUAAAUCCUUGUGAUCUUUUACAGUGGUGCACACACUAAUUUGUUAGUCUUUAAGGUCUGACUCCUGUGUCAACAAAUGUCAGUGAAAGGGUAGUUUUUCAGAAAUCUGUCAAACACUUUGACUCCCUACAUGCCUCACCCCCUGGCGUCACAGCUACCUAUUAUUUCUUCUGCUCUUGCACUCUCAUUGAGGAGUAAAGGCAAUUUUCAAAAUAAAGUCACAGUGGGGGGAAAACAUUGCAAAGGACUGGAACUUCCUUAAACCUUUCCACCUUUUUUCCCCUUUAUGAUGUUACAAAAGCAUUGGAUUCACCUGACCAUCUUUUCCCUUUUAGUUGGUUUAUUUUCAGAUUACGCUCAUGUGAAAUGCCUUGGGAUUUUGUACUGCAUCCAAUAAGCUGUGCAAGUGACAUGCUCUUCCUGUUUCUGGAACUCAGUCAGUAUUCUGUAACAGAGUUAUAGAUUAUCUACUUUAUGUGAAUUGAGUUUUAUGUUGUACUCUUACAAAGCUACUUCUAUAUACUUUUUCUCAAAGACUUUUAGUAUUUCUGUCUAAGAGCAGCAAAAUGCAUGUUUUAAACACCUCAAUUUGCUUUGUAAUUUUUUGUCGUCUUGUACAGUCUCCAGUAUCUGCAGAUCCAGGUAUCCAGACUUCCACUGAUGUGUGUUCAUUUUGACUACAGGGGAUGCCUUAUAUGCUGGUUGGGCCACUAAUAUUCAGCAUCGUCCAUCCACAGUAAGAUCAACUCCACUAUUUCAUAAAAUGAGACAAACCCAUAAAAAUUAAGAGAUUCAAUAUAGUUUGUCCAAAUUUUCAGCAAUAUAGUUUGAUGGUUGGGCUUGAGAUAUUUCAAAAGUCCACUGGUGGAAUUUUACUAGGAUGAGAGUGAAAUGGGCUAAUGCAAGAUAUUUGUGACAGAAUUGGAUAAAAAGACAAGCAAGGCCCAUCUCAACAACAGGAAUAGAGAUAAUGGGAACUGCAGAUGCUGGAGAUUCCAAGAUAAUAAAAUG